Zymoseptoria tritici IPO323 is the source of this 2085-nucleotide messenger RNA. RefSeq lists its product as uncharacterized. Gene Ontology annotation, cellular component: COG complex. The transcript has a single exon. The coding region runs from base 1 to 2085 and encodes 694 amino acids. Gene Ontology annotation, biological process: intra-Golgi vesicle-mediated transport. The record is from RefSeq and is a predicted model, not a curated record. NCBI's taxonomy places the organism in Eukaryota, Fungi, Ascomycota, Dothideomycetes, Mycosphaerellales, Mycosphaerellaceae.
AUGGCGACUUCAUACUUCCCGGAUCGGGUCUCAUCGCCAGCAAUAGAGAGCGGCACUGCUGUAUCCACACCCAUAGGCUCUGUCGGUGCAGGUGGCCGAUCGAAUGCCCUGCAAAACAGGAUCACGAGCGUUUUAUCGGCCUCCUACUCCGACCUAGAAAUUCGCGAUGCCUUGUCCAUCCUCGACGAGCGAGGACUGCAGAACACGGCUGAGACCCGAAGGAACCUUCGUCUGGACGUUCAGGAAGAGCUCAUUCAAUGCAACGGAGAGAUCGUCCAGGACUUUGGCAAAGUCGCCGAACAAUUGAAACGCAUCGGAGCAGCGAUUGCAAACCUCAACAGCAGCUGCGUAGAGAUGAGAAGGCACAUCUCUGCUUCCAACCGCGAGACUGCGCCGAUGCUGGAUGAGGCCAAGUCGCUGCUGGCCAGCAAGCGCGAGGUUGAGACGAAACAGCAGUUGCUGAACGCUUUCCAGGCGCAUUUCGUAGUCUCGGACGCAGACCUCGCUACGUUGACAUCAACUGCUGAGCCUGUCAACGAUGACUUCUUCAGGAUUCUGACUAGAGUGAAGAAGAUCCACGAAGACAGCCAGAUUCUGCUCGGAACGGAGAACCAACGCCUUGGCAUGGAGAUUCUCGAGCAGAGUUCCCGCAAUCUCAAUGCUGCGUUCCAAAAGCUAUACAGGUGGAUUCAGCGCGAAUUCAAGACCCUGGAUCUGGAGAAUCCGCAACUCAGCGCAGCAAUUCGCAGAGCUUUACGUGUACUGGCUGAACGUCCUACCUUGUUCCAAAACUGUCUGGACUUCUUUGCGGAGGCAAGAGAGAACAUCCUUUCGAACAACUUUUAUGCAGCGCUCACAGGAGCUCCUGUGGACGCUGAUCACCCGGUGCUGGGCAAGGCCAUCGAGCUCUCGGCACACGACCCACUGCGGUACAUCAGCGACAUGUUGGCAUGGGCUCACUCUGCUACUGUGUCCGAGCGCGAGGCUUUGGAAGUACUCUUCAUCUCGGAAGGUGAUGAGAUCGCCAAGAGUAUCCAAGCUGGUAUCGAAAGUGAGCCAUGGAUACGAUCCAUCAAGGAAGGAGCUGCCGAGCCAUUCGAUGGUCGCAAAGCAUUAAACGAACUUGUCGACAAGGACCUGACCGGCGUGUUUCGACAACUCAGGCAAAGAGCAGAGCAAGUCGUCCACAGUCAUGAGGAUGCCACGCUUGCUUACAAGAUCGCCAAUCUGGUGACCUUCUACACCACCAUCUUUACCAACCUGCUCGGCGAGAGGUCUGCACUCCUCGACACCCUGCGUCCUCUGAUUGACACAGCAAUGCGCGCUUUCCGAUCCAUCACUCGAGAUCACGUUGCCAAUCUGCAAGUGGACCUCUUCAUCCCAAGCGGGGAUCUUUCCCCUCCCGAGUUUCUGGUCGAAGCGCUGCAGACGCUGAAAGUAUUGAUGAAAAGCUACGACACUUCCAUCGUCACUGCAAGCCGCGCACAGCGCAUAGAAGGUUUUCAGUCGAUUCUACAAGAAGCCCUCGAUCCUUUCCUGGCCGGCUGCCAAAACCUCGCCAAGCGGCUGCCAUCCCCCGACAACCAGAUCCUGGCGAUCAAUUGCCUGUUCGCCACCAAAGAGACGCUCAGCGCGCAUUCUUUCGCCGAUCGAUCGGAGGAUCUGCAAGGCCAGAUCGAUAAUCAUGUGGCUGAGCUCGCCAACGCAACGCACGAGUGGUUCCUUGGAGAAUCUGGCCUAGGUCCCUUGGUCAAGCAUGUGUCUAGCGUCGCGGACCUAAACUCCAGCUACAAAGACCCUGGACAGCUACUAGCCACCGCGCAACAGCUGGACGCAUUCCUUCCAUCGGCAACUGAGGAUGCACGGGCCUUUCUCAAAGGUUUGGAGCAGAAGCCACUGGUACGUCGAAUUGUGGACCAAGCGGCUGAGAGGUUCUGUGAGGACUUUGAAGGGAUUGAGGAGUUGAUCAUUCAGGCGGAUGAAGCGAGGAGUAAGCAGGUCAAUGGAGAGCAAGGCGAAGAUGAGGUCUGGCUCAGGGAGAUAUUCCCUAGGACUGAGGACGAGAUCAGAGUGCUUCUCAGUUGA